Molecule: messenger RNA, 429 nt
Organism: Gavia stellata (red-throated loon)
Lineage: Eukaryota; Metazoa; Chordata; Aves; Gaviiformes; Gaviidae
Gene: NPW
Product: neuropeptide W
Exons: 2
Coding region: 1-429 (142 amino acids)
Biological process (GO): G protein-coupled receptor signaling pathway; feeding behavior
Molecular function (GO): G protein-coupled receptor binding
Source: RefSeq, a predicted model, not a curated record
AUGGCGAGGGGGCAGCUGUCGGGGGGCGCCUGGGGGGCCCUGGUGCUGCUGGGGCUGAUGCUGCCGGCGGCGCCGGCGGGCGCCUGGUACAAGCACGUCGCCAGCCCCCGGUUCCACACGGUGGGCCGCGCCUCGGGGCUGCUCAUGGGCGUCCGCCGCUCCCCCUACCUCUGGCGCCGGGAGCUGCCGGCCGAGCCCCCGCGCCGCCCCGGGGGAGCCGCGCCCGCCGCCGCCCCGCCGCCCCCGGGCCGCCCCGCCGGGGAGACGCCGCCGCCCGCCCCGCCGCCGCCCGGGCCCGGCCGCCUCCUGCAGCGCCUGCUCCGGCGGGGCUGGGGCUGGGGCGGCCCCCGCCCGGCCCCCGCCCGGCCCCCGCCCGGCCCCCGCCAAGCUCAGCUUCUCCCGCUUGAAGACGUGGCUCUGAUCCGCUGA